AUGGUCAGCUCCUGUUGUGGCUCCGUCUGCUCUGAGCACAGCUGUGGCCAAGGCAUCUGCCAGGAGACCUGCUACCACCCCAGCUGCUGCCAGACCACCAGCUGCAGGACCACCUGCUGCCACCCCAGCUGCAGUGUGUCCAGCUGCUGCCACCCCAGCUGCUGCCAGUCUGUGUCCUGCCAGCCCACCUGCUGCCGCCCCAGCUGCUGCAUUUCUAGUUGUUGCCGCCCCUCCUGCUGUGGUUUCAGCUGCUGCAGGCCCCAGUGCUGCCAGUCUGAGUGCUGCCAAACUACCUGUUGUCAUCCCAGCUGCUGCCAGCCCACCUGCUGCCGCCCCAGCUACAGUGUGUCCAGCUGCUGCAGGCCCCAGUGCUGCAUCUCCAGCUGCCGCCGCCCCAGCUGCUGCCAAUCUGUGUGCUGCCAGCCCACCUGCAGUCACCCCAGUUGCUGCAUUUCUAGCUGCUGCCGGCCCUCUUGCUGUGGCUCCAGCAGCUGGGGUUCCAGCUGCUGCCGCCCCUCCUGCUGCCUACGCCCAGUCUGUGGCCAGGUCUCCUGCCACACCACUUGCUAUCGCCCCACCUGUGUCAUCUCCACCUGCCCCCAACCCACAUGCUGCACCUCUUCCUGCUGCUGA
This is a messenger RNA of Diceros bicornis minor, 633 nucleotides long. RefSeq names its product keratin-associated protein 4-7-like. The record is from RefSeq and is a predicted model, not a curated record. Gene Ontology annotation, cellular component: keratin filament. The coding region runs from base 1 to 633 and encodes 210 amino acids. Lineage: Eukaryota; Metazoa; Chordata; Mammalia; Perissodactyla; Rhinocerotidae. The transcript has 2 exons.